Messenger RNA from Entelurus aequoreus (snake pipefish), 903 nucleotides. RefSeq names its product hairy and enhancer of split related-7 (gene her7). NCBI's taxonomy places the organism in Eukaryota, Metazoa, Chordata, Actinopteri, Syngnathiformes, Syngnathidae. Gene Ontology annotation, biological process: regulation of transcription by RNA polymerase II; regulation of neurogenesis; anterior/posterior pattern specification. The transcript has 3 exons. Gene Ontology annotation, cellular component: nucleus. The record is from RefSeq and is a predicted model, not a curated record. The coding region runs from base 74 to 613 and encodes 179 amino acids. Gene Ontology annotation, molecular function: DNA-binding transcription factor activity, RNA polymerase II-specific; protein dimerization activity; RNA polymerase II cis-regulatory region sequence-specific DNA binding.
GAAAAACUCUGUAUUCACAACCAGGAAUUCAAAUUAAAAAAACAACUCAAAUAUUCCAAUGUCCCAAAACUGAAUGAAUUUGCAAACCUUCUGGAAUUUUCCAGAAAGAUGCACCUCAACACUCCAGCUGAUGAAAUCCCAAGUGGAGAAGCGUCGACGUGAGAGGAUGAAUCACAGUUUGGAUCGUUUAAGGGUCAUGUUGAUGCACGAACCCCAACAGCGGGGCGCGUGCGGGCGUCGCGUGGAGAAGACGGAGAUCCUGGAGACCACGGUGUUGUUCCUGCACAACACCAGCAAAGCAAAGGCGGCGAGCGGGCCUUCCUUCCAAGACGGCUUCUCCGCCUGCCUGCAGAGGGCCGCGCGCUUCCUGGGCCCAGAGGUCAAAGGUCUGUGGCUGGUGACCGCCGUGGACGCCGCCUUCGCCGCCCGCCCCCUGCAGGAGCCCCCCCUGUGCACCUCGUCCUCCAUCCUGCACCUGCUCCGGCAGAGGUCCAAGUCGGCGCCCAGGAGGCCUCUGAUGCCGCCGCCCGGGACCUCCUCGCCGAGCACCUGCACGGAGAGCCCGCCCGUUAGCCCCGCCCUCAGCCCCUCCCUGUGGAGGCCGUGGCCUUGACGCCCCCCCCCCCCCUCUUUUGUGAACUUUGACCUCCGCAUCAGCUGACAUUGCACAUGUAAAUAAUGUAAAGAUACUUGUACCUAGAUGAUGUCACAAGCUCCGCCCCCUGGCGCUGACGAGACGCGACCUCGGGGUCACGGGUGAGUUUUCUCUCGCACACGCUGGCGUCCAUCUUAGAUCCCUUUUCUAAUACCCGGGUGUUGUCUGUCACAUUUUUAGGUGCCGAGCUUCCAGACCAGAGUGCAUCUUCACGCAUAAACAAUCUCUGUGACCACUAGGCCCACACA